UUCAGUUAGUUUGCCAACCAGAAGAAGAAAAACCUUCGUUCAUGAAGCUAAUAUUAUUAGCAAACCUUCGUUCAUGAAGCUAAUCGCUCACUGUUGAAAGAUGGAAACCACGAAGACCCUGGAAGUGCCAAGAAGUCUGAGAGAAACAUGUUUCCAGGCUAUCAGGACACAUUUCUCCGCUCUGGGAGCUAACGCAGUUCUGGCCAUUCCAGCGUCUCUCAUCAGGGAUCUUCUGCCCCACCUGACAGUUUGCCAGCUGGAUGAAGUCCAGCCUGCUCUGAAUGACAGAGGGAUUUCCACUUACUCUGGAUGGUUUAGUAUCCUGCAGGACUUUAAUAGUGAUUACUGUCCAUUAGAAUUCAACACAGAAGAAAAAGCCAAACAUGAAGUCAUGAGGUAUCUUUUCCCACUUGUCUUCUACGGCUUCAAGAAUCACUAUAUUAUAAAAAACAGCGAAAACUUAAAAAACGAGUCUUUCUUGUGGGCUGCAGCAAGCUGCAACACGCAGUUUUGGCUCAAGACAAACAGCUCCAAGCCUCUGCAGACGUUAACUUCUGACCGGCGGCCUCUUCUGACCCUCUUAGAGGAGCACAUUAGAACUAUUAUUCUGCCCCUCCCUUUGACUUUGUCAGAGAGCAACACAAGGACUGCGCUGUACAUCCUCCACCGCCUGCUGGACCACGGCUCUGCCUCACAACUUGUUCUACAUUCGGAGUGUCGAUCCGCUCUACCCUGGCUCCUACAUGGACGGGGAUCCCAGUAUGUGAACCCAGCGCUGAGGAGCCUUUUCUGCUCCAGUUGCAUCCUUUCACCCAGCAAUGAUGUCGCUGGUCCCAGUCUUGGUCCUGAGGAUGAGGAGCUUCACGUCUCUGUUUGUAAACGCUCAAGACUGGACUCUGAAAACUCGGAAGAAUCAAACUUAGCCGUGGACCCGCACGUUCUGUGUUCAGCCUAUGGACAAGGUGCUGUUCCUUCGGCUGGUCCUUGUCCGUGGGGACAGAUUACCCAUCUGGAUCUCAGAAAAUGUGGAUCUGAGUCUUUCAGAUGCCUAAUUCCUGCACUGCCCACAUUUUUCUGCCUUCGCUCUCUAACUCUUCACAGCUCCACUGUGUCGGGCUUCAGGGAGGCGGACGUGUUGAACCUGGCUGCAGCCCUGAAGGAGCUCUCUGACAGCUGCUGCAGCAGCCUCUCUGAUCUGAGCGUCAGUGUCCUGCCCCGCACCGAGCUCAUGAAGACCCUGCUGGAUGCCUUCCCCGGCCUGACGUCCCUGUACCUGGAGAUCCAGAGUGUCCUGCCCAGACCACGGUUCAUCCCGGAUCAUCCUCCAGCGGCUGCCGCAGACUCUACAGCUGAGCUAAUGUUGGAAAAGCUAACGGUGAAGAUAACUGAAGACCAAACAGACCUGCGGUCCCUGACCUAUCUGCUGAGCCGCUCCCCUCGCCUCACCUCACUUCACUUAUCUGGAAUAAGACCCACCGGUUCCACUCUAAACCAACUCCUCACAACCCUCUCAGAGUCAAAUUGCUGCCUGAGGGUUCUCCGCUUUGAGGAUGUGAAACUGUGUGAUUGUCUCCCUGAGGUCCUGAACAUAUUGAGGACCUUCAAGUUGGAAGAGCUUACACUGAACGACUGCCGUCUUCUGGAGAAAUGUAGUAACGAAGAGGAAAGACUGCUGCAGCUGGUGGCUGCUUUCAAACAGAUUCCUUCUCUACUCAAACUGAGUGUUGCACAAAACCGCCUGGCCAAGAAUGUUUGCAUCCUGGCAGAACUGUUCUCAGGACCCGGUCCAAGCUCCGUGAAGCACCUCAACAUCAGCUCAAACUUCAUCCUUCCUCCUUAUUUACUGGAGUUUGCUGAGAGUCUGAGGGCCCACCCCCCAGCAUGUAGACUGAUUCUGGACCUGAGGCAAAACCCAGCAGACCGAGACUUUGGCACAUGGACCAGAGCUGUCCAGAGGCUCCAGCCCAUCGCUCUUCUCCUGACUGAGAGAUGGAAAUCCACCGACAUGAUGGUGGAUCACGUCAGCAACAUGUGACAGUUUUCCUCCUCUUCUUCUGUCCUGGACCACCAACAGACUGGCUUCAGUCUACGUUUUACUCCUGAACCAAAAAACUCGUAGUUUAAGAAAUAUAAAUUGAUGUUCUGAGUUUGAACAAUUUAAACCUGAACUUUUUUUUUUUUGAAGACACAAAGGGAUAUUGUUCAGACGUGAUUUGUUUUAUUAUUCACUGAAGGAUGAAGGUGGGAAUGUUUUAUCCCACGUCUGUGUGUUCACAGAGCUGUCUGCAUUCUGUCACAUUGUUUUAAUGUUUGACCAAAAGCUUCAACUCUGUCUGUUUGGAUCAGAUUUUAAAACUCCAGCAUGGAGGACAGCAGCAGAUUUACAUUCUUUCAAACCGUUCUUUAUGCACGCUGUUCAAGUUCUGUUGAACAAAAAAAGAUUCUUAGUUUGACA
This is a messenger RNA of Austrofundulus limnaeus, 2455 nucleotides long. It is a transcript of the gene lrrc41, whose product is annotated as leucine rich repeat containing 41. Lineage: Eukaryota; Metazoa; Chordata; Actinopteri; Cyprinodontiformes; Rivulidae. The record is from RefSeq and is a predicted model, not a curated record. The coding region runs from base 101 to 2035 and encodes 644 amino acids. The transcript is spliced from 10 exons.